This is a messenger RNA of Siniperca chuatsi (mandarin fish), 1938 nucleotides long. Its product is annotated as plasma membrane ascorbate-dependent reductase CYBRD1. Gene Ontology annotation, cellular component: lysosomal membrane. The transcript is spliced from 4 exons. Gene Ontology annotation, molecular function: oxidoreductase activity. Bases 752 to 1582 code for a protein of 276 amino acids. Lineage: Eukaryota; Metazoa; Chordata; Actinopteri; Centrarchiformes; Sinipercidae. The record is from RefSeq and is a predicted model, not a curated record.
GUAGUGAUGUUACUUUUGCAAACGAUCCGAUUCUUUUCAACGAAUGAAAGAAACCGUAUCGUACUUGGUGAGAGCCGUUCUUUUAUCAUUGUGCCCAAAUUUCACUGCCAGCCCUAAAUCCACCCCCUUUAUGUGAACAGUGUAUCAGGAACGUCACAUCUCUAGUCACAAACUGUCUGCGACUCACAGCCAGAUAGCACUUGAUUAGUAUCCCAGCGUCUCAUCAGCUGGGCGGAGUUAAAAAGUUUUCUAAUAUUAAAGGGACAGUUAUCCAUCUAGAUUGUUUUGGUGUGAGUUGCCAGUUUUGGAGCUAUCAGCCUUAGAGAUGUCUGCCUUUAUAAUAUGGCAAUCGGCUUGUGGUGCUCAACGCGCCAAAAGAAAAAAGAAAAAAAUACAUUGUUGCAUUUGGUGUCUGUUAGAGACACUUUAAUAUUGGUCACAUCUGAGGUGACUGCCUGAUUCACCUACUGCACACCUGAGGCUCAAACUGUGAAAGACCUUACAGAGAAAUAUACACGUGUCAGCGGGUGACGGAGCGCGGAACCGAAAACAUUUUUUUUUCUUCUUUUGUUUGUUCCCAGACUCUUUUGUAACCACGAAAACUUACAAAACGUCUUUCCUCCAAACAUUAGCAUAGCUCCGGAUCAUGUGACGCUGGUCCGUCUUCACCAGCCACCACUUGAAAUUGUUGCCUUUGUGAGAUCAGCUGCUGCAGACAAGUCGCUGCGUCUCUUGCUGCUACUUUAACACGAUGGAGAAUCUGAAACAGUUCCUGGUCGCUCUGUCUGCUGCUAUCGUCGUCGGGUUUGUGUCCAUAAUCUUCGUGCUAAGAUGGGUUCUCCACUAUAAAGAAGGUUUAGCCUGGGAUGGAGGACUGGCCGAGUUCAACUGGCAUCCGGUGUUAAUAGUCACUGGGUUUAUUUUCUUGCAGGGAAUGGCCAUCAUUGUCUACAGACUCCCCUGGACCUGGCAGUGCAGCAAACAAAUGAUGAAGUUCAUCCACGCAGGCUUGAAUUUACUAGCCUUCAUCUUUGCUGUUAUAUCUAUGGUGGCAGUUUUUGACUUCCACAAUGCUGCCAAAAUUCCCAACAUGUACAGUCUGCACAGCUGGCUGGGCCUGAUAGCUGUGAUACUGUACUGUCUACAGCUUGUUCUUGGAGUUGGCAUGUAUUUAAUACCAGUUGCACCCGCAUCCUGGAGAGCAGCGUUUAUGCCCCUCCAUGUCUACGGUGGUCUUUUACUCUUUACCAGUGUUAUAACUGUGGCACUCAUGGGUAUCACCGAGAAACUCAUUUUUGGCCUGAGCAACCCCAAGUAUAAGGACUCUCCGCCGGAGGCAGUCUUUGUGAACUUUCUGGGAGUCCUCCUGGUGGUUUUUGGAGCUCUUAUCCUCUGGAUUGCCACUCGAAGGUCUUGGAAACGGCCCAGUGACCAGAUCUUGCAUACUCUGCAUACCAAUGGGGGAGGUGAGGACAGCACCAAAGUUGGUCCGGCCCUGUCUCAGCUAUCUGAUGGAACUGAUGCUGAGGCCUGUGGGGAUGUCAGGAGGAGGAGUAACAAAUUAGAUGAUGAGGCUAACUGAUAUCAAAAUAACUUGACUCAGAGCUGAUACUGUCUCCAGUGAUGAAUGUAUGUACACCCAGUUUACACUGGUCAGAGAAAGUCAAAAAGAAAUCUAACUUUCUCUCUUGCACCUUGAAGAAUUUCAUGUUGUUGGCAUUUUGAGCUUGUUUUUGUUGUUUUCUCUAAUAUGUAUUGUUGUAAGCACAUGUAAAUAAUGGUGAGCUACUUUAUAACAUGAGAAUACGCUUUAUGACAUACACUGUACAAAUAAUCAUGACAGAUUUUCUAUACUCUUAAUUCCUUUGUAUUCUGAUAUGUGAGUUUUUCAAAUAUUUGCAGAACCUACCUACAUUUUACAAUAAAUAUUUGCAACUA